Messenger RNA from Cucurbitaria berberidis CBS 394.84, 2649 nucleotides. RefSeq lists its product as uncharacterized. The coding region runs from base 1 to 2649 and encodes 882 amino acids. Gene Ontology annotation, molecular function: DNA-binding transcription factor activity, RNA polymerase II-specific; zinc ion binding; DNA binding. Gene Ontology annotation, biological process: regulation of DNA-templated transcription; DNA-templated transcription. The record is from RefSeq and is a predicted model, not a curated record. The transcript is spliced from 4 exons. Lineage: Eukaryota; Fungi; Ascomycota; Dothideomycetes; Pleosporales; Cucurbitariaceae.
AUGGCGAAGCGCGCCUCUGAUGCUGACGACUCCCACCUCGCCAGCAAGAUACAACGAAUUGAGCACGCAAAUCCUACGAGCCCUCACCAACCCCAUACCAACAACGAUUUCUCUGGCUCUGUCAAGAGGAAGCUUGCCGAUGCGAAGCGAACGGGCCAGGCCUGUGACAGAUGCAAGAUUCGCAAAAUUCGUUGCGAUGGACGACCCGAAGGAUGCACACCCUGCGAGCAGAACAGAACGCCAUGUCGCACAACGGAUCGCAUCACCGGGCGCGCUACGGUACGCGGUCACGCUGAAGCCAUGGAGUCGGAAAACCAAUACCUGCGGAAUCAGAUAGCCGAUUUGCAGGCGCAAUUGAAGGAAGUGGGCGUCGAGCCGCGUCCUACACCUGCAUACAACCCUCUACAACCCCCUAGCUUGUCAUACGACACCCAAAGCUGGUCGGAAACACCGCGACCGAUAAGCACAUCUCCGCUACCUGGCUACGCGCCAGCCGGCGGUGGGCCUGGCAAAGGCGAGCUACACUCGCUGCCUCACUUCAAGCAUGGAUCCAUAGGCGACAACUAUCUAGGCGUCGCUUCUGGCGAUUCGCUAUUGAGCCACAUCAGAGGCACGUCACUGUCCGUCUUCGGGACCGAGAUUGACAUCACGGACUUCAUGGCGGACGAGGCCGAGUACGAGAGCUCAGUCAUGUCGUAUACAACUCUGCUGAGGAUCUCGUCAGGAGGCCAGCGUGUCGUAGCCCCUUCUUUACCACCAUACCAAGGUCUGCAAGAGUACGCCAUGUGGUAUCUUCGGUCUCUCAACCCCUAUACCAUGCUUGUGCAUAAGCCUGCCUUCAUGGACCUGAUCUGGAGAUUUGGAAAUGAUGCGAAUUUCACUCCCACCGCGCCCGAAGUCGUAACCGUCCAUAUGAUGCUUGCGACGAUCCAGUAUCAAAUCGCUACGCGGAAUAGCCAGCAGAGCGCAUUGCUGGAAGAAUCACACGCACAUUACCAGUACGCCCUGACCUUCUACGCGGAGCUACUCCAAGGACGACACAUGUUGCAGGAUGUGCAGGCGUUGGCUAUGAUAUGCCACCAUCUUCGCAAUUUCCCAAAGCCCGGCCCUGCCUGGAUCUUAACCUCCCUCACGUAUCUCUUCGCCAUCGAACUUGGCUUGCAUCGCUCUGUCCGUGCGUGGGCCGACGGAACAGGAAAGCUGAGCAAACUCGAGAUUGAGAUGAGGAAGCGAGUCUUUUGGACCUUGAACGCGCUGCAAGUGAAUCUCAACGGAAAGCUCGGAAGGCCAAUGCCAAUUAGUAAUGAGGACAUUGACGUCGAAUUUCCGGAGCCGAUGAACGACUGCCUGCCAGGCGAGGAAGCAAACCUAGACCCAUUCCAUCAAUGUUCAUUCCAAGUGGGCAUCCAGAUCGCCAAAUACACGGCUUUGGAGUUGGAACUCUACAAGACAAUCUAUGCAGUACGACAUUCACCGCGCGCAUAUAUAGAUAAUUUGAAACGGCUGGAGGCGGGCAUUCAACAGUGGAAAGAUGAGCUGCCUCGCGAGCUUCAAGACCCAUCGCGCGCCUCUCCGGACAAGCACAUAUUCGCCUUGUAUCUUGAGUACUGGUAUCAAGCGUAUAAUCUCUUGCUCCAUCAUCCAGCGGUUUGCCGAUCCGUCGAUCCCGCCAUCCUCAGCUCAAACCUUGACAAGUGCCUAGAUGCGUCACAAAAGAUGUUACACAACUGCACGGAGAUGAUGCAUAAGAAGAGCUUGGAUAUACCCUGGAUCAAUACAGUCGUGUUCAUCGCAGCUACUUUUACCACGCUAUUCAUCUCGACAACGCGGAAGGACCAGUUAACACCCGUCGACAUGACGAAGCUGAAGGCCGACAUGGCAACGUGGGUCAAUAUUCUUGGCGAGUGUGACCAUUUCCUGGGAUCAAACGAUAAGCUGAAGAAUGCAAUCGCGAAAAUCAUCGCUCAGUCGCUAAACAACAUCAAUGACAGCAUUGUCAAGCGCACGGCAACGGAAUCGCUUGCGCGCGUGGCUUUGCAAACACCCCAGCAUGUCAACUCUACUUCGGUCUAUGACAAUACUAGCUACCAGGAACAGUAUGCCACAACACCUAACCCCACAGAUUCUGUCAUGACGUCUCAAAGCUCAGGCUACAAUAGCCUUUCUGGAGGCGUAAGCACUUCGCAUCCCUAUAACCUUGCGAACCCUCUAGUGGUUUCGCAGCAGGCUAGCAGUGGUUUUGACCAGCAGGCAUACAGUAGCGGGGAGGAGUCGGGCAUGAAUCCGACACACGCGGCGGCUUUGGCAGCAGCAGCCAGCAACACGCCGCAGCCGACAAGCAGUGCAUAUGCUUAUGCAGCUACUCAGAUUGCUAACAAUGGUCACCAGUCCGAGUACAGCAACAGUUACGCCGCACCCCAUGAUUGGCGCCAAUGGACGAGAACGUAUAUGCAGCCGCAACUGGGUCAGCCCGGCGAGUACCUAAAUACAGCAACAACGCUCAUGACACUGGGUCGCGGCGAAUCCCAAGGCCCUGGGAACGACGGGCCAGGGCUUGUCGAUGGCUCCGGGGUCCAAGGGCAUGCCGGCCCUCAUUGGCCGGAAAUAUCGUUCCCGGGUGCUGCCAAUGGGCAUCUGGGGCAGCAAUGA